AUGGCACCCCCAAGCUCGCGAAAAAAAGCGACGGUGACCUCCGAGACGCCGACGACAAACACCGAAUACCAGACCAUUGCUAAGCAAUUUGCUGCUGCCAACCGGAUCAAGCAGAUUGAGGAUGCUGCGCGGGCUGGUCGCGCAGACGCGCAUACAGAGCACAAUCGGGCUACCGCCCUCGAGCGGCGGCGAGCACUGCGUGAGGCUGCUCGCAAGUCAGCCUAUGAGCGUCGCUGGAUGUGGACCGUGGGUUUUUGGCUCUGGCUGGUGGUGGUGCACGCUGUGGGCAUCUUCUACUUCACAUCCGGCUUCCUGCUCACCCGGCUGGUCCUGGACGAGCAGUCAGGCUGUGCCGUGAGCCCGUUGGGCGAUGCUGGCAGCAGCCACAUUUCCGACCCGGCCAAGGGCUGCUGGCACCCCAAGACGUUUGAUCGUGCCGUCAUUGUGCUCAUCGACGCGCUCCGCUAUGAUUUCACAGUACCCGUCGGCAGCGGAAGCAUCAACGAUACACAGGCCGAACUCUUCCACAACUCGUUCCCCUUCCUCUACGAGACUGCCGUCUCCGACCCGACCCACGCGUUCCUGCGACCGUUCAUUGCCGACCCGCCGACUACGACGCUCCAGCGCCUCAAGGGCCUCACGACUGGCACCCUUCCCACGUUCAUGGACAUGGGCAGCAACUUUGCCGGCACCGCAGUCGAGGAGGAUAACCUGCUGGCGCAGAUGCACACCCUUGGCAAGACUAUCGUACACCUGGGCGACGACACCUGGACCGCACUUUUCCCGGGCUACUUUGCGCCCAACGUCAGCCGUGCCUACGACAGUUUCAAUGUUUGGGACUUGCACACGGUCGACAACGGUGUGCUCGACCACAUUUUCCCGCUCAUGGAGUCGCAGGUCCAAAAAGAGCACCCCUGGGACGUGCUCAUCGGCCAUUGCUUGGGCGUCGACCAUGCCGGCCACCGCUACGGCCCCAGCCAUCCGGCGAUGCGCGAGAAGCUGCAGCAGAUGGACGACUUCAUUCGGCGCCUAGUAGCCACGAUCGACGACGACACACUACUCGUUGUGAUGGGGGACCACGGCAUGGACAGCAAGGGCGACCACGGCGGCGAGAGCGACGACGAAAUCGAGGCCGCGCUGUGGAUGUACGCACGGCGCCCGCUGUUUGGCCGCACCGACCCGGCCUUUGUCACACCGCCUGCCACGGCCAAGGAACGCCCUGUCAAUCAGAUCGAUCUCGUGCCCACCCUGGCCCUGCUCCUGGGCCUUCCCAUCCCCUACAACAACCUAGGCUGGCCGAUUGAGGAGGCCUUUGUGGGCCCCAACGGCGACGACUGGGCCAAUCUGGCCACUGUGGGUGAGCUUACAGCUGCCGGCAUCGAUCGUUACCAGGCGUCGUAUGCGGAGGCACAGGGUUUCGAAAACGCCGACGCUCCGGUGCGACCGCCACUGAUCAAGUCCUCUUCCAAAAAGCAGACCAUGGCCGAAGCCUAUGCGGCCCUUGCCGUGUACCAGGCUGAGACGCUGCGCACCUGCAAGGAGCUGUGGGCCAACUUCGAUGUCGGCAGCAUGAUUCUGGGCAUCGCCAUCAUGGCCUCUGGCGUCAUAUCGCUGCUUUUGUAUGCCUCGCGCCGCGGCGAUACCGACGACGACGAUGAGGGCAUUGUGCUCAUCGAGGACGCGGAACUUGACCACGCCGAGAUGCUGCUCGAGCUCCAGGGUGAGCUGGUCGACGGCGAGGACCUGGCCAGCAAGAACAAGGACGACGACUCGGACUUGCUACAGCAGCAAACCCAGCAUGCAUGGCUUGUGGUGGGCGGUCUGGCCGGUGGCGUUCCCAUUUUGGCUGCCGGCAUCGCCUGGGCAUCUGUGGUGAGGAACGGCUCCGAGCCGUGGUACGCAUUCGCUGGCUACGCAGCCCUCGCAAGCACGCUUGUUGUAUCUGCGCAGCUGCUCGGCCGUGUUGGCCGGCGUCGCCUGUGGCGCCUGCUGCCGAGCAGCGUCUGGGGCUGGAUGGCGUUUGUGUUCACGGUUGCCCAGUCGGCCGGCUUUGCGUCCAACUCCUAUACUAUCUGGGAGGACAACAUCCUGCUCUUCUUCCUGGCCACGUUUGGCUUCGUGGCCGCACUGGCCUCACUACGCCUCGUUACGCCUGGCGACCGUGCCCUCGGCAUCUACCACGCCGUGAUGUUCGUUCUGCUGGGUCGCCUAGCAUCCCUGUCGAAGCUCUGUCGUGAGGAGCAGAUGCCGUACUGCACCUCUACCUACUACGCAUCUGCCAACUCGUCGACCUCGGCCGUUUGGCAGCUAGCCGUCCCCUUUGCAGUCUUCCUCAUCAUGCCCACGAUCGUGCGCUCCUUUUUCGAGCCGACGCGCUCUUAUGAGGGUCUGGCCCCGACGUGGAUCGGCUAUGUCUUCCGCGGCGGUCUCUUCAUGGCAGCUGUGUACUGGACGCUCGACGCCGCCGACAGCGGCAACUGGUGGGCCGACGCAUUCCCUGCGGGCACCGUCAAGACCGCUUCUGUUUAUGUUGCGCAGACGGUGCUGGGGCUCGCUCUUGUUGCAGGCACUGUGGGUUUUGUCUGGGCGGGCCCCUGCGUGUCUUUCUCGGCGCGCGCGGCGCCGGGGUCGAACCGUGCACAGGUGGCCGUCCUGGGCUACGCGAACGCACACGGCGCCCGAUACCUGCUGCUGGUGGUCAACUUGCUCGUUGCUGGGGUGCAGCUGUCGAAGCCCAUGGGUGGCGGUGCGCUCGCCCUGAUGCUGUGGCAAGUGCUUUCGCUGCUCGAGCUGCUCGACUUGCUCAAGUCGGGCGGCCCCCAAGAGCCCGACGGCGACGAGUCGGCCGCCAGCGGUGACCGUGGCACCAAUGUGAGCACGGGCAACCGUAGCCUGCUCGCAUCCAUUGAGGAGGAGGAGGAGGCGGGCCCCACGGCGACUAUCAACGGUGUGUCAGUUGCGACGGCCACGGAUGCUGCCUCGGCCAACGCUGCGGCAGCCGCCUCCACCGCAACCCCCUCGUCGGUCACUGUAAUCGGCCCGGUGAUUCUCGCCAUGCUCGCCAACUUCCACUACUUUACGACAGGCCACCAGGCCACCCUCUCUAGCAUCCAGUGGGACAGCGCCUUCAUCCCGCUCUUUUCGGUGCGCUACCCCUGGAGCCCUCUUGUCAUUGCAGCAAACACGUUUCCGGGCCACUUUAUUACCGUCGCCGCCGUGCCGGUCCUCGUUCUGUGGAAGACAGGCCCCCGGCGGCGGGGUGGCUUGCUGUCGCCGACGAGCCGCGCGCUGGCCGGCUUUGCCGCGUACUUUGCCGUCGAGGCCCUGGCCACGAUGGCGUGGGCCGGCCAUCUGCGGCGGCACCUGAUGCUGUACCGGGUGUUCAACCCACGCUUCAUGAUGGCGGCGGCAGCGUUGCUCGUCGUGGACAUUGCCGCUGUUGUGCUGGCGCUCGUGGGGCUGCGGUCCAACACGCUCGCGGUCAGUGAGGUGUUUGGCUGGGUGGACGACUAUUAG
This is a messenger RNA of Sporothrix brasiliensis 5110, 3516 nucleotides long. RefSeq names its product phosphatidylinositol glycan, class O. Bases 1 to 3516 code for a protein of 1171 amino acids. Lineage: Eukaryota; Fungi; Ascomycota; Sordariomycetes; Ophiostomatales; Ophiostomataceae. Gene Ontology annotation, cellular component: endoplasmic reticulum membrane. The record is from RefSeq and is a predicted model, not a curated record. Gene Ontology annotation, biological process: GPI anchor biosynthetic process. The transcript has a single exon. Gene Ontology annotation, molecular function: mannose-ethanolamine phosphotransferase activity.